Brachypodium distachyon (stiff brome) is the source of this 792-nucleotide messenger RNA. Its product is annotated as cytochrome b5. The record is from RefSeq and is a predicted model, not a curated record. The transcript has 3 exons. Gene Ontology annotation, molecular function: heme binding. Lineage: Eukaryota; Viridiplantae; Streptophyta; Magnoliopsida; Poales; Poaceae. The coding region runs from base 150 to 560 and encodes 136 amino acids. Gene Ontology annotation, cellular component: membrane; intracellular membrane-bounded organelle.
CGGGCGGCAACAAAACUCUGUGCCCCCACUCUUUAUCUCUCGGGCGUUCCAUGCCAGUGUGUCUCUGGUCCGGUUCUAUUUAAUCCUCAAGACCCGGUUUCCUCAGGUGUUCACCUGAACCUUAGAAGCAGAGGGGAAGCCCAGUCGCGAUGGCAGGAGGGAAGGUGUGCUCGUUUGAAGAAGUGCGGAAGCACAGCGACCGGAAGGAUUGCUGGCUCGUCAUCUCUGGCAAGGUGUACGACGUCACGGCGUUCAUGGACGAGCACCCCGGCGGGGACGAGGUCCUGCUGGCUUGCACCGGCAAGGACGCGACGGCCGACUUCGAAGACAUCGGCCACAGCGAUUCUGCCAAGGAGUUGAUGUCGCAGUACUGCAUCGGGGAAGUCGACGCCGCCACUGUCCCCGGCAAGCUUGUCCACGCCGUCCCCACGAAGGUCGCCGCUCCCGCACCAAGCACGAAACCGGGCGUCUGGCUCACGGUGUUGCAGCUCGCCGUGCCCGUCCUGCUGGUGGUCAUGGCCUUCGCGCUCCAGAACUGGGCCAAAACCAAAACAGAGUAGACGGUAGAACAAAAAAAACAGAUUCCGUCGUGGAUUCCGUCGUGCUGCAGGGCCUGCAGCCUCUUGGAAGUGUCUGGGCGUCCAAGUAGCUGUCACUUGUCAAGGUGACAAGUGUUUCAUCCCAACCACUGCAAUUGUUGAUUUGUAGUUUUAUAUACGGAAGAGAGUGUGUGCUGUACUGGUGAUUAAUUGUUGGUCAAUAAGAUGGAGUAUGAUAUGUUUCUCAGCGUUA